AUGCGUUUACUCAUAGUCCCAACGGAUGUCACGGUUUGGGAUUGGCUCUUUGAUCCUUAUUCUCCCCAUUGCCCAUUGUCCAAAUAUCCAGCUUCCGAGAUUGCCGGGUACACAAAUGCCUCUACACGGGAGCGCGUCAGCUUUGCGCAGGUCAAGGAGUACACCACAUUCCUCUCGACCGCUCUAGUAAGGAUGUUUGACUUUAAUGAAGGAGAUACGGUGGCAUUGUUUAGCCAGAACACAAUAUGGUACCCAGUUGCCAUGCUGGGGGCCAUCAGAGUGGGAGGCGUUGUGUCUGGUGCUUCACCUGCAUAUAAUGUGGAUGAGAUGACAUAUGCGUUGAAGACAGCUCAAGCGAAGAUCUUGAUGACUAUGCCAUCUUCAAUGACUGUUGCUGUUGAGGCUGCCAAGAAUGCCGGCAUCCCGCAGAACAGGAUAUUUCUGCUUGAAGGCGAAGUGGAAGGGUAUACAACAAUGAAACAGCUCUUGGAUAUCGGGAGGAGCUACGGCUCUGAAGGACAGGUAAAAGCAUUUAAGAUACCCCCUGGGAAAAAGAACAAGGACGUAUGCGGCUUCUUGAGCUUUAGCAGCGGGACAACAGGGUUGCCAAAAGCAGUGAUGAUUGCACACCAAAAUGUCAUCGCCCAGUGCUUGCAGGUCCAGCAGGUAACGCCAGAAUCGCACAAGAAGGUUCUCGCUGUGCUACCUUUAUUUCACAUCACUGGGCUUGUCCAUCAACUCCAUUUGCCUGUUCUUCUCAACGCGGAAAUAUACAUGCUCCCGUCAUUUACCAUGGAGGCUAUGCUCGAUGCGGUCUCCACGUUUAAGAUCAAAGAGAUGUUGCUUGUCCCACCCAUCUUAAUUCGAUUGGUCCGUGAUCCCGUUGUUGAUAAGUAUGACUUAUCACAUGUUGAACGCUUCUCCUCCGGCGCCGCUCCUCUAAGCGCAGAGAUCCUAGCGUUUUUGGAAAAGAAGUUCCCCGGAACCGGCUUCAAACAAGGGUACGGCAUGACCGAAUCUUGCAGCUGCAUAACCACGCACCCCAUUGGCAAAAUGGGUUAUGAGUAUGCGUUCCGUGUUGGCACCAUUGUUGCCAACACUGAGGUCAAAAUCAUCGAUCCGGACACUGGUGCCGAACUUGGAUACAACCAACCGGGAGAAAUUCUUGCCCGCGGGCCUCAAGUGGUAAUGGGCUACUUGAACAACCCCAAAGCAACUCGCGAGACCUUUGAUGAAGAUGGCUGGCUACAUACUGGUGACGUCGGCAAGAUCGAUGAAGAAGGCUUUAUCACUAUUACGGACCGGAUCAAGGAAAUGAUUAAAGUCAAAGGUAUCGGUGUUGCUCCAGCUGAACUGGAAGAUUUGCUUCUGGGUCAUCCGGAUGUCGAGGAUGCAGCCGUCCUCGCUGUCCCGGAUGAAUAUUCUGGGGAAAGACCUAAGGCAUAUGUGGUAUUGAAACCAGCACGAAAGGACGACGACCUUGUGGCAACUGGAAGAAAGCUUAUUAAGUAUGUCCAGGAAAAGAAGGUGAGACAUAAGUGGCUUGUGGAGGUAGAGUUUACGGAGGAGAUUCCAAAGAGUGCGAGUGGGAAGAUUUUGAGGCGAGUGCUAAGGGAGCAACAGAAAAACGGUGGUAAAAAGGGCACUGUCGUGAGAAAUGAUGAGAGUGCAGCGAAGGCGAGACUGUAGAUACAUCAUGUUUAUUUCGCUAUAAAAACUGAUUGUUACAUAAAAUUUUGAUCUUUCGAUUCUUUGGCCGGUCUCGAGUUACCAAAAUCUCGCCCAAAGCAAACUCCUUAAUAAACAAUAAAGGUUCAAGGGGGCGGAAAAAAAGCCCCAAAAAGCCCAUACGCCAUCAUGCUAGUCAAGAUCAAGAAAAAAUUACAAGCCCCUUCUGCCUUAAGAUCGACGCGAAUGGAAACAACGGCUUAUCUUUAAAAUAGAGCUCUAGCGUCCUGCAAUCUGCCUGAAUUUGCUUUCUGCAACAUUGCACUCAUGCAGAGGGGGGCGAAGUUUCCUCAGAAUUUGUCAGUUCACCGUAGGCUUGAUUUAAGUAACCCAUCGGUAACUGGCAUAUCGUCCAGCUGUUUCACUCUUUCUGAUGAUUUUGACAACCUGCCCUCGUCUCAAACCCAAAUACUUCGCCACUGGAUCACCAAUUUGAAUUCUGGGUAGCUGAGAUUCCUUCAGCCUGUAUCUCUGCAGCAGUCUUUUCUUCUCUUCCGCGCUCAACAAUACAUGUUUUGGCACCAGCUCAUGAUGCGUGAUAUUGACCAAUAACUCCUGCUCCAAAAAAUGUUCGCAGAAGCGUCCGGGAAUACCGGUCAAUAGGCGGAUCGCGGAGGGAGAAAUGGGAGAUUGUGUUAUAAAGAUGCCGGUGUGGUAGUUUUGUUCGUCGACGAAGUGGUUAAAAGCGCGGACCUGCUUGGUUCCUACACCUUGGGCGUCGGCGCAGAACUCGACGUAGAUGGUGCCGCAUUCGGGAACAGGAUUGGGUUUGGCGGGCGAAGCGAGAGGAGUAUACUUUUCAAUCAUGGUUUGUGAGGGGCGGGCACUGAUGCGCAUCUU
Coccidioides immitis RS is the source of this 2568-nucleotide messenger RNA. Its product is annotated as 4-coumarate-CoA ligase/4-coumaroyl-CoA synthase. The record is from RefSeq and is a predicted model, not a curated record. Gene Ontology annotation, molecular function: CoA-ligase activity. The coding region runs from base 1 to 1689 and encodes 562 amino acids. The transcript has 4 exons. Lineage: Eukaryota; Fungi; Ascomycota; Eurotiomycetes; Onygenales; Onygenaceae.